Messenger RNA from Eurypyga helias (sunbittern), 1440 nucleotides. It is a transcript of the gene NT5DC3, whose product is annotated as 5'-nucleotidase domain containing 3. The record is from RefSeq and is a predicted model, not a curated record. The coding region runs from base 10 to 1440 and encodes 476 amino acids. Gene Ontology annotation, molecular function: 5'-nucleotidase activity. Lineage: Eukaryota; Metazoa; Chordata; Aves; Eurypygiformes; Eurypygidae. The transcript has 13 exons.
CCUUCAAUAAUGAGUAACAUGCUGAAUCCGGAUGCUAUUUUUUCAAACAAUGAAAUGAGCCUGUCGGACAUAGAAAUUUAUGGUUUUGAUUACGACUACACAUUGGUCUUCUAUUCUAAACAUCUGCACACGUUGAUCUUCAAUGCUGCUCGAGAUCUUCUUAUUAAUGAGCAUCGGUAUCCUGCAGAAAUCCGAAAAUACGAUUAUGAUCCCAGCUUUGCAAUCAGAGGACUUCACUAUGAUGUGCACCGGGCAUUAUUAAUGAAGAUUGAUGCUUUUCAUUAUAUUCAGCUGGGAACAGUUUACAGAGGCCUUAGCGUUGUCCCGGAUGAAGAAGUCAUUGCAAUGUACGAUGGUUCCCAUGUCCCUUUAGAACAAAUGAGUGACUUUUAUGGAAAGAGCUCACAAGGAAAUACAAUGAAGCAAUUCAUGGAUAUAUUUUCCCUGCCAGAAAUGACACUCCUUUCUUGUGUGAAUGAAUAUUUUCUGAAAAACAACAUAGAUUACGAGCCAGUUCACUUGUACAAAGAUGUCAAGGAUUCAAUCAGAGAUGUCCACAUCAAAGGAAUAAUGUACAGAGCAAUUGAAGCAGAUAUUGAGAAGUACAUCUGCUAUGCAGAACAAACUCGUGCUGUGUUAGCAAAGCUGGCUGACCACGGCAAGAAAAUGUUUCUCAUCACAAACAGUCCCAGCAGCUUCGUGGACAAAGGCAUGAAGUUCAUAGUUGGCAAGGACUGGAGGGAUCUUUUUGAUGUGGUCAUCGUACAGGCUGAUAAGCCAAACUUUUUCAAUGAUAAGCGAAGACCGUUCCGGAAGGUGAAUGAAAGGGGAGUGUUGCUCUGGGACAAAAUUCACAAGCUGCAGAAAGGUCAGAUUUACAAACAGGGUAACCUGUACGAGUUUCUGAAGCUCACCGGCUGGAGGGGCUCUAAGGUUCUCUACUUCGGUGAUCACAUUUACAGUGACUUGGCAGAUUUGACCCUGAAACACGGCUGGCGCACUGGUGCCAUUAUUCCAGAGUUACGGUCAGAGAUUAAAAUCAUGAACACAGAGAAGUACAUUCAAACCAUGACCUGGCUGCAAACCUUGACAGGAUUACUGGAACACAUGCAGGUUCACCGUGAUCCUGAUUCGCAAAUGAUUUUAGAAGAAUGGAAGAAGGAAAGAAAGGAAAUGAGGGAGAUGAACAGGAAUUUCUUCAAUGCACAGUUCGGAAGCUUGUUCAGAACUGAUGAGAAUCCAACUUAUUUCCUAAGACGUCUGUCCAGAUUUGCAGAUAUCUACAUGGCAUCACUGAGUUGUCUCUUGAACUAUGAGCCUGAUUACACGUUUUAUCCCAGAAGGACUCCUUUGCAGCAUGAACUUCCUGGCUGGUCAGACCAGCUGUGCACUGGUACAUUCAGAAUACCUUUCCUACAAGACACAGCUCAGAUCAAAUAA